GUGUAAAUUAAUCUAUGGUUUUCUGACAAUCAAUCUUAUGAUCGACUUAGCAAAAUUUAUUAGAAUCAACUCUGAAAUGGCGUCCAUGUUUGAAACUCCACAAUCAGUUCGAUACAUUCCUUCCGCGAGAAACGAAAAAUCCAGCAAGGCUCGAAAAAGUAACGUUGCCACAUUGAUGACAUCCGCGCCUAAAGACUUAAAAUCAGCACGUUUGGUGCCUUCUCCUCGAGGACAAAAAGCCACCAAGGUUCGGAGAUCUAGUAUUGCGUCAUUAUUGACGUCACCGCCUAAAGACGAAUGGGGCGAUACCCUAAUGACGUCAUCCAGUGACGAACCAUGGAAUAAAAUCGGAGUAACUAACAUGGGAUUUAAGCCUGAUGAAAACGACUGUAUUUCUCCCGAUAUUUCGCGCGACAGUGGAUUUGGUGACGUCAUUACACCCAUGACGUCACCAAUGACGGAGGAGGCACCUGGUGUAUACCAUUACGCAUUAAGUAGAAGAAAAUCACUUGCUGACUCUUUCGAUACGAAUAAUCGUAAUUUGAGCACUACUACGCCAUCUAACGAACGACUUCCUCUAGUUCGAAACAACCACUUCGAGACGCCGAAGGUAAACUACGGAUCCGCAAAUGAGCGUUUCCCAGAUUCCGUUUUUGAUUCUUCUCCUUGCUGCGUGCCGUCACCAGCUUAUGACAUCAUUGGCGAUAGAUCUCCGAAAAAGGAAAGAAGCACAAGCUUGAUUGAAACACAACCCUACCGUCCUUUCAAUUCUAAACCAAGAAGUUCAAGCCAACCAACACUAAGGCCGCUUUCGUCUCGUCUUUAUUCCACACUCGACAGCGUCUCCGAAGAAGAUUUUGUCAUCGAUAGCAGGGGCAUAAGCAGGCCAAUGAAACGCAGUUCUCCCGAAGAAGCGAUUGUCCCUAAUUCGAAGGGUUUUACUUCAAAAACCCCGCUUAUUGGUGCUACUGCUAACGGAUUAACUAUUUAUCCGGGAUAUCAGAGUCAGAGCGGGAUUAGUUUAAACGAUUGGCAAGUUAAAUUAGGCGAAAAAGAACCGGAGCAAUGUCGAUGUGAUAAAACUCCGGCACCACCACCGAAAAAAGAGACUCCACCACCUAAAAGUGAUUCCUCGUCUUCAAUUGAAUACGUCACAGGUCGACAGGUCAGUAUCGGAGACAGCGAAGAACGACCUUUAACAGACGACGAAGGUUCACAAGAGAUCGAAGGCAUCGUGAAAAAAUUUGGUGGCAGCUCAAAAAUGUCAGAAAUCAUGGAAGCGCCACUCGGUCCUUCGCCACUCAAGCCAGCAGCAAGUUCCAGUACGAAUGGAUCAGGUUCAUACAGCGGCACAGCGUUGUUAUCUGUGGAUAUGCCACCACCUAGUGCUGGACGCAGACGAAAAUCUCUCAAAACAAUUUUCCGAUUGGGUUUUCUGACGACAAAAAGUAAACAGCGAACUAAGAGUAAAUCUGACGACGGUAUGCCCUCACCUGAUACUGGACCGGCACAACCACCCGGACGACGCGUCGUACAGAGGCGAAUGUCUCGUUUAGAAAUGAACGAACCAAUAGAAGAUAUUUUUUCCGAGGUCAAGUUUGAAACCAUACAAAAACGUCCUUCUACGUCAAAUAGCGCCGGAAAUGACGUCAGCGAAGAUGAUGACGACAUAAUCGAAGAUCCUGAGGUCAUAAUGAGAUCGAUUAUGAGCAAAAAAAUUGUCGCUAACGAGGAUGACGAUAUUUUCUUCGAAGGCGUCGUCAAACCCGGAAUUGACGUAAACGGUGACGUCACAAACCCGGAACUCCUGGAAAAAGAUCUUUUACUUCCCGAAUCGGAAAGAAAUCGUCCCCCAUUGGCGCCCGUUUCGGAAGAAAUUUCAAUAAAAAUUUCAGACGAAGACUCGAGAUGAUUAUUACGUCAUCAAUGACGUCAUGAUUACAAAUGACAUACUGUAAAUGAUAUUUUUUAGAUUAUAAUACAUUUAUUACUAUUCUUCCGUACGCGGUAUCAAUUUUUAUUAUUUUGUAACCAUGUUAUAAUUAGGCCGUCUCACCUCUCACAAGAUAAAUAUCUAAAUAUCAGGAUAACUAGGAAAAUCCCAUACCUUAUGUGGACUCUAUUUCCGGCAUUAGACAACAAUUAGCUAUUUAAAUAAGUACGUAAUGUCCUUUCCUG
Styela clava is the source of this 2178-nucleotide messenger RNA. RefSeq lists its product as uncharacterized. NCBI's taxonomy places the organism in Eukaryota, Metazoa, Chordata, Ascidiacea, Stolidobranchia, Styelidae. The record is from RefSeq and is a predicted model, not a curated record.